GAGGAAAUGGAAAAAGAAAAAGGAAUGACAAUAGUUGAAGAGAGAGACAAGAAGUUUACAGUUUGUGAAGGUGGUGAUGCAGAUCUUCGUGGAGAAGGAGUAUUAAAAGAACAAGAAUUAUUUAAAUUUUCUA
Funneliformis geosporum is the source of this 133-nucleotide messenger RNA. The record is from the annotation of a GenBank genome assembly. NCBI's taxonomy places the organism in Eukaryota, Fungi, Glomeromycota, Glomeromycetes, Glomerales, Glomeraceae.